ACGCGAGUAGUGCAGUGAGGAGAACAGUGAAGUGGUGAAUGGCAAUCUGUCGCUGAACUUAAGCGCUCUGCUGUCAGCCAGCGACGUGGGAGUCGCGCGCAAAGCACACCGGCGCGAGUGGAAGUCUUGAACUCGCCAACUCCGCAAAGAGGGACUCAAGUUGGGACGCAUGAACUGCUAAUCACUCGUUACCGGCGCUUCGCUUCGGGUAACAUGCCUGCCAUCAAAAAGGAGAGACUGGAUGGAGAAGACAUGGCAUUAGCCGCCUUCAACCAGCCCGAAUACCUGGCCCCUUUAAAUGCCACCUCUAUCCCCGUGGUGACCCCUCAUCCGCCGCCGUACGACCAUAUUUUCGCCCAUCAUCACCGCGCGUACUUGGGGCUUCAGGACAGCGCGCUGCAUCAACAGCACCUUCACCAUCACCCGGACGACUUCAUGCUAGAGAGGUUCUCCUCUAUCCCGGACUUUCAGCCGUUUUUCGACAACGGGGAACCUUGCAUCGAAGUGGAAUGCGGGGAAAACAAAGCACUAUUGUACAUUAACAAACUGUGCCAGGGCAGCAAGGGGCCCUCCAUCAAAUACCGGGGUGAGUGGCUCACCCCAAACGAGUUCCAGUUUGUCAGUGGAAGAGAGACAGCCAAAGACUGGAAACGGAGCAUAAGGCACAAAGGGAAAAGUCUAAAGACGCUUAUGUCCAAAGGAAUCUUACAGGUACAUCCUCCAAUCUGUGACUGUCCUGGCUGUAGAAUUUCAUCUCCUGUGAACCGUGGGCGACUGGCAGAAAAACGUACCAUUCCCUUGCCGCCAACACGAGUGCCCAAAAAGGAGCUGGCGUCCGUUUUCAGCAGUGACGAAAGCGAGGGCAGCGAUCGUGCCAGUGGAGAUCAUGCAGACAUCAAACAGGAAGAGCUGCAUUACUCUAUCAUGAGAAAGAGUCGGGACAGUGACCUCUCAACGAUCAUCUCCAAUUUGCACCACACCCGACAGCACGGCAUGCCCGAGGGCCAGCCCUGCUCCGACCUCAGCCUCGCCUCCACCCACUCAGAUGACAUACUAGGCAAGAGGAGAGCCUACUCCCCCAACAGCAGCAGCGAGUGCCCAUCUGACAGCAAGAAGUCCCGAAGCGUGUCACCUAAAGAGAACUCUCACACGCCUGCGCUGGAGCUGGGCAGUCACAUGACCCCCGAGGAGCACUACAGACGCAUGAUGUCAGCUCUGAAUGAGCAUGGCACUUACGAGGAGCAGCAGCAGCGCCUGUACCAGCUGGCUAACAACAUGGGUGUCCCAAGCCAUGAGCUUUUGCGUGUGCGUCAGGAAGCCAUGGCUGCCGUUAGAAGCCCGGGUGGAAUGGAGGCCCACGUCCCGACUGCAGGCAGUUCUUCCAGCCAACGACGCAAACAGGGACUUCCCCAGCACAGAGACACACACUUCCCUGAACGGGACAUCUCGCACCCUCCUCCAUUGCUGUCCCCGCAGAAUGCUCCUCACAUCGCUCUUGGACCUCACCUGCGUCCUCCGUUCAUGGGCAUGCCUUCUGCCCUCUGCCAAGCCCCAGGCUAUGGUUUUCUGCAGCCUGCUCAGGCAGAGAUGUUUGCACGUCAACAAGAGAUUCUUCGUAAACAGAACCUUGCUAGAUUGGAAAUGUCUGCUGAGUUGUUGAGGCAGAAGGAGUUAGAGAACCUCCACAGGCAGCGACUGCUGGUCGACCCGCUGGGCCUGCAUCCCGGGAUCCCAGCUGAUCACCCUGCCCUGCGCAGCCUACAGGAAAUCCCAGAAGGCCACCCACUUCGAGAGGAGCUAAAUCGCCGCAACGCUGCAAUGUUGGUUUUACGCCACAACAACACCCCGUUGCUCUCCCUCAACCACCAGGGGGCAGCAGCGGGCACUUCUUCUAAAGACCUCAGCAACAGGAAGAGCCUGAGGAAAGGAGGACCACUCAGGGGGGACCAACAAGGGGGAUCAUCUGAGAAUAAAGAGAUGGAGGGAUGUACACGGGACGAAGACAACGAGGGACAGGACGAGGACAUUAAAUACUCUGAGAAUGAUGCAGAGGUUGAAGACAGGCCAGAGAGGUCUUCUAAAACAGAUGGACAUGGACUCAGUUCAGAUGUGUGCCAAGGCAAGGAUGUGACCAAGUCUAAUGAAGGGGUGAAAGAGUUGGGAGAGGGUUCAGGCAGGCUCAGUGCUCCUUGUAGCUCCACUGGGCCUGAGUCACCAACCCGCCACCUCUUCACAUCAGGACUGAGCAAGAGUGAGGCCAAGUACCUGCCACCAGGAACUAUGCCACCCCUACCCACCCUGCCCGGACAGAUGCUGCCCUUCACCUUUCCAUACACCAGCCCUUACUUCCACACUGGCGCCAUGGGAGGUCUUUUCAUGGAUGGAGAAGAGGCAGGGGCAGCAGAGGACAUCAGCAAGUGGAGUGUGGAGGAGGUGUGCAGCUUCAUCAGCAGCCUAGCAGGCUGUGGGGAGUACACACAGGUGUUCAGAGAGCAGGCCAUUGACGGCGAGACUCUUCCAUUGCUGACAGAAGACCAUCUACUCAACAACAUGGGUUUGAAACUGGGGCCCGCACUCAAGAUCCGUUCUCAGGUGGCGCGACGUAUUGGCAGAAUAUUCUACAUGACCAGCUUCCCGCUGGCCCUCCCGCUGCCGCCAUCUGCUCUGCGCCCCACAGACAGAGACCCCCUACCAGCCGAGACCCACCCUCCUUCCACCGGCAGCACUUCCUUGCCAUUCAGUGUGCCCCCUCCCUCAUGCCGCGCCUCCCCCAAGCAGGAGAACGGAAACCCCUCUGCAGCGGGAGCCUACGACUCCACUAAACCUCCCUCGUAGAGUUGGCCAUUAAAACUCUUGACUGCUUCUCCAUAUAGUAGAGGCAGUGCUCCAAGGAGGAAGUAAAGACAGAGAGAGGGCAUGAAGGGGGCCCUCUCUGAACUAUUCUUUCCUUCCUCUCCCCCCACCCACCCCCUGCCCGCCACCCCACUAUAUACACCUCCAAAUAUAAAAAGUAAACUUAAGGACCUUUACGCAGAGGAACUUAAUCGUUUUAGGGAAAGUGUGGCUGAAAUAGCUCCACCCUUCGCAGUGGUUGGAGGAAGCUAAAAUAAUCCAAAGAUGUGCAAAUAGGGACAACAAAGGAAGGGUUAAGAGUGUGCGAGAGGAAAAUGCGAGUAGACAGCUGCUGAUAAACGGCGUGCCAGAAUUCAGCUAGUGCGCAAGGUCAAAAUGGACACUGUUGGAAAGCAUCCUUAGCUGAGGUGAGCUCUUGUGGUACCCAACAGGACUUGGAAACAGACAUUUUCUUUUACUGCUUUCUCUCCACCUCCACCAAAUUCUAACAUUUCAAAUUCUCUGGAGUUGGUUUAGCUUUGAGAGACUAAACCAUCAAAAGAGGAGUCAAUACGAACAGGAUGGAACUCAUUUGCAGUUUUAACCAGUGCAACUAUGCAUUCCACAUUCCAAAACCAAAGAUUGGAUGGAUGUGGAAUUUUUAAUGGAGAUCAAGCUUUGAUUUAGCAGUGACAAAAAAGGUACACCGAUACAGGGAGUUGGGUUUCGGAAAUGACCUCAAGAGAUGUGGAAAGCACUUAAACUUCAUGUGACCAAAAGCCAUGGCCCGACCACUCACCUGACGAAUGUCUGGGCCCCAUUUUACUUUCACUACUGCGAAAAAGAAGAAUUGAGGAUGGAUGUACAGGUAUGCCCAUCCCAAUGCCAGUUCAUAGAUGGAGGUCACAAUUACUGCUGUGGGAAUUGUUAUCCUGAAUUGUACAGAAACUUGCUCAAGAUGAGAAUAUACUGAAGUUGAAAUUAGUGGUACGUUUCGUUAAAUGUAGUUGCACGAGUUUAAAUCUUUAUUACUGAACAAAAUGUGACUGGCUGACUUGGUGGCACUUUUUGUUCAACUUUUUUCUGUUUGCUGUGUACUCCAUUUGUAAUAAUCAUGAGCCUCAUUCUUAAAUGUCACUUCAGCAUAUAAAUAAGGAAAAAAGUAAUAUUUAUAGGAAUUUCUGUUCGAGCAACAAAAUGUAAGUAAAUUGCCCUUAAAUUGAACCCAAAGAACAAUACUUUUCUCUUUGUUGCAGGGAAAUUGAAGGCACAAAGCUCUUUAUGCAAAUCUUUGAAAUUGUUUGUUUUUAAAUAUGUAAGCAAUCAAUUAAAAUUGUCUCUAGAUUUCCCAUCAAUGUUUUGUCUUCAUCCUAUUUUUCUAUUCUCCACGGGGCGAA
Molecule: messenger RNA, 4229 nt
Organism: Xyrauchen texanus (razorback sucker)
Lineage: Eukaryota; Metazoa; Chordata; Actinopteri; Cypriniformes; Catostomidae
Gene: samd11
Product: sterile alpha motif domain containing 11
Exons: 13
Coding region: 214-2835 (873 amino acids)
Biological process (GO): positive regulation of transcription by RNA polymerase II
Molecular function (GO): RNA polymerase II cis-regulatory region sequence-specific DNA binding; protein binding; DNA-binding transcription activator activity, RNA polymerase II-specific
Source: RefSeq, a predicted model, not a curated record